GUCUUAAUCCGCGCAGAUCUCCCCACAAAGAUUUCGUUUUAACGCCGCAACUGUUGAAUCGCGUCGCCUGUAGUUCGUACUCCAUAGCAAGAGCAACUACGGCGAUGAGAAGGCCGCACACCACCUUCACAACAAAGAAUAAUUCUCGCUCGCCGUCCGCGUGCAGGAGUGGAGAUGCAACGCAAUCAAAAAUAAAGGAAGUUUUUAAAAAAGCCAUCAGAAAGAAUAGCGUGAAUCUUCAGCGCAAACAAGCGGCCAACUUCACGCCGUCGGGACAGCCGCGGCGCGAGGAGGCGGUGAGCGCCCUGUGUUGGGGCGCGGGCGGCGAGACUCAGAUCCUGGUGGGCUGUGCGGAUGGGACAGUGAAGCACUUCAGCACCGAGGAGGGCAGGUUCCAGGGUCAGAGGCACUGCUCCGGAGGGGAGGGCAUAUUCCGAGGCCUCGCCCAAGUCGACGGCACCCUCAUCACAUGUGUGGAUUCUGGGAUUCUUCGAGUCUGGCAUGACAAUGACAAGGAGGCAUCCUCUGACCCUCUUUUGGAACUAAGGGUGGGCCCUGGGGUGUGUAGGAUGCGCCAAGACCCAGCGCGCCCCCACAUGGUUGCCACAGGUGGGAAGGAGAAUGCUCUGAAGGUGUGGGACCUGCAGGGCUCUGAGGAGCCUGUGUUCAGGGCCAAGAACGUACGGAAUGAUUGGCUCGACCUGCGGGUUCCCAUCUGGGACCAGGACAUACAGUUCCUCCCUGAGUCACAGAAGCUCGUCACCUGUACAGGGUACCACCAGGUCCGCGUCUAUGAUCCAGCCUCCCCCCAGCGCAGGCCGGUCCUCGAGGCCACCUACGGAGAGUACCCACUGACAGCCAUGACCCUCACUCCUGGGGGCAAUUCGGUGAUUGUGGGGAACACUCAUGGGCAGCUGGCAGAAAUUGACCUUCGGCAGGGGCGCCUACUGGUCUGUCUGAAGGGGCUGGCGGGCAGCGUCCGAGGGUUGCAGUGCCACCCUUCAAAGCCCCUUCUAGCCUCCUGUGGCUUGGACAGAGUCUUGAGGGUACACAGGAUCCGGAAUCCACGGGGCCUGGACCAUAAGGUUUACCUCAAAUCUCAACUGAACUGCCUCCUGCUGUCAGGCAGGGAUAACUGGGAGGAUGAACCCCACGAGCCUCAAGAGCCCAACAAGGUGCCCUCAGAAGACACAGAGACAGAUGAACUCUGGGCUUCCUUGGAGGCAGCUGCCAAGCGGAAACUCCCCGGUAUGGAGCAGUCCCAAGGCGCCCUCCAAACCAGACAGAGAAAGAAGAAGAGGCCUGGGUCCACCAGCUCCUGAAGAGCUUGUGCUCAUGUUGUAAAUAAACAGCUUAAUACGUA
Molecule: messenger RNA, 1363 nt
Organism: Lagenorhynchus albirostris (white-beaked dolphin)
Lineage: Eukaryota; Metazoa; Chordata; Mammalia; Artiodactyla; Delphinidae
Gene: WDR74
Product: WD repeat domain 74
Exons: 11
Coding region: 105-1322 (405 amino acids)
Biological process (GO): ribosomal large subunit biogenesis
Cellular component (GO): preribosome, large subunit precursor; nucleolus
Molecular function (GO): protein binding
Source: RefSeq, a predicted model, not a curated record